Molecule: messenger RNA, 1725 nt
Organism: Paramormyrops kingsleyae
Lineage: Eukaryota; Metazoa; Chordata; Actinopteri; Osteoglossiformes; Mormyridae
Source: RefSeq, a predicted model, not a curated record
ACCUAAUUUCUAUCUAUGGUACAAAAUCAAAGAGUAGGAUAUAGCUUGUUUACGGAAAAAUGUCAGAUAUUCUCAUAAAAGCUAAAUAAAUGUCUAUUGUGUGUAUAGUUUGCAUAAUGUACUAUUUUAGUUUUAAACUCCAACUCCAGUGUUUGUCCAGUCUGCUCUUCUCAGUCUGGCCUCAGUCCAAAACCACACCUGCUGCAGCCUGAGAAGCAGGAAGUGAGAGAAAACAAAACUUAAUCAUAUCAGUGUUUGUGGUAAAAUGGCAGAAGCCAGUAUUGCAGUGGAUCAGACCCAGUUCAGCUGUCCAAUCUGUCUGGAGUUACUAAAGGAUCCAGUAGCUAUUCCCUGUGGACACAGUUACUGUAUGAGCUGCAUUAAGAGCUGCUGGGAUCAGGAGAAUCGGCGUGGAGUUUACAGCUGCCCACAGUGCAGACAGACCUUCAUAUCCAGACCUGUUCUGGCCAGAAACACCAUACUGGCUGAAGUGGUGGAGAAACUGAAGAAGACUGGACUACAAGCAGCUACUCCUGCUGACCAUUAUGCUGGACCUGGAGAUGUGGAGUGUGAUGUCUGUACUGGGAGAAAACACAAAGCUGUCAAGUCCUGCCUGGUGUGUCUGGCCUCUUACUGUGAAACUCACCUCCAGCCUCACUAUGAGUCUCCAGCUUUUAAGAAGCACAAGCUGACUGAUGCCACUGGACAUCUGCAGGACAAGAUCUGUUCCCAGCAUGAUAAACCCCUGGAGGUCUACUGCCGUACCGACCAGCAGUGUAUCUGUUAUCUCUGUACGAUGGAUAAACACAGAGGCCAUGAUACAGUCUCAGCUGCUGCACAAAGGGAGGAGAUACAGAAACAAAUGGAGGAAACACAGAGAGAAUUUCAGCAGAGAAUUCAGAUGAGAGAGAAGGAGCUGCAGGAGCUGAGAGAGGCUGUGGCCUCAAUCACAAGCUCAGCACAGUCAGCAGUGGAGGACAGCGAGAGGAUCUUCACUGAGAUGAUCCGCUCCAUUGAGAGAAGACGCUCUGAGUUGAUACAGCUGAUCAGAGAUCAGGAGAAGGCUGCAGUGAGUCAGGCUGAAAGACACAUGAAGAUACUGAAGCAAAAGAUUGAUGAACUGAAGAGGAGACACUCUGAGCUGGAGCAGCUUUCACACACAGAGGAUCACAUCCAUUUUCUGUAGAGGUUCCAGGGUCUUCCUGUCAACCCUGAAGCUGGAUUUGGACCCAGAAUCUCUGUCAGUCCAAGAUCUGAUUUUGGGAAUUUAAGGAAGGGGGUUUCUGAACUGAAAGAUCAACUGGAGAAUGUUUGCAGAAAGAAAAUGGCAGAGAUCCAUCAUACAGUUACCAAAGACACCAUCCUACCGGUAUUAGUGCCCAGGACCAGAUCAGAAUUCUUACAAUGUGAGUCUGUUCACACACACGCUUCUCUCUCCCUGUAUGAGGUGGAGUGUGUUUUACUGUGUUUCGUUUUCUUCUGCUAGUGGAGCUUCUCUUUCUCUCUCCCGCUGCCUUCUGGUCUUUCACAUUUACAUGAGCUGUUUAUGGCAGUAACCUUUCAAUCCAAUUGCGAAGCAAGGCAAGUUUAUUCAGGCUGCUUUUCCGCUGCACCAGGUACGGUACAUUUGGUACUUUCCCAUUUCCAUUGACUUUGGGUCGAGUACCAGUACCAAAAGUUCCAGUACACAAAGUACUAUUGUUUUUUUGGUACCUCGGAACUUUG